AACAUAGCUAAUAUUUGAAAAAACAGCUCUCCGUGAGAGAGAAAAAGGAAAAAAAGAUUUGUUAAUUGGAGAUGAAAAUAAAAUUAAGUAGCCACACCAUGGAUAUAUAGGUAGCUGACACUGGUGUUGAGGGCAGGUGAGGGAGACAUGGGGCAUCACUGUUGCAGCAAACAGAAAGUUAAGAGAGGACUUUGGUCACCAGAAGAAGACGAUAAGCUUGUCAAGCAUAUCACUGUCCAUGGCCAUGGCUGUUGGAGUUCUGUUCCUAAACUAGCAGGGCUACAAAGGUGCGGAAAGAGUUGCAGAUUGCGGUGGAUAAAUUACUUGAGGCCGGAUCUCAAACGGGGUUCUUUCACCGAGCAAGAGGAGAGAACGAUCAUUGAUGUGCAUAGAAUUUUAGGCAAUCGAUGGGCUCAAAUAGCCAAACAUUUGCCUGGAAGGACUGAUAAUGAAGUGAAGAAUUUCUGGAAUUCUUGCAUUAAGAAAAAGCUUAUUGCUCAAGGCUUAGAUCCCAACACUCACAAUCUUCUCCUCUCUUCUAACCAAACCAAGGUACUAAAAAACAACAUCAAUGCGAGCAACUCUUUUCAACAAGAAACGCCGGCUUUUACUAUGGAGACUUCAUCAAAAACUGCAUCAGCAUCUGAUCUUGCAACUCUAUUGCCUCGUAUUAACAUUCCACAAUAUGAUCAUAAUAACACCAUUCAGUAUACUGGCGGCUCUGAUCAAUAUCAAAACAGUUCUAUGCUUCUUGGCACUCAACAAAGAAUUAGUCAAAGUGAUCUCUCGGCUUUGGGGUUUGCUAACUGUUCUUCAGUGGAAAGUAGCAAUGUCAUGUCCUCUUCUGGAUUUGGAACCCUAAAUGAGAGUUGCAUGUGGGACGCUGGCGGCAUUGAAUUCCCAUUUGAACAACAAAAAACAGAUGAUCAUAUCGUAAUGGCACCGCAGCAGGAACAGAAUAUAAACGAGCUAAACCGUAGUGAUCAUCUGCAGAAUGUGGGCGGGAAUACAUUUGACAGCACUUGCUUUGAUUUUGAUUUUGUUGAUUCUGCACUAUUGCCUUCUGGAGUUUAUUGUAAUGUCAAUUCUAUGGAUCAACUUGCCUGGGAUUAAUUGCAUGUUAGGCUCCGAAUUCAUUCCUUCCA
This is a messenger RNA of Olea europaea var. sylvestris, 1145 nucleotides long. Its product is annotated as transcription factor MYB86-like. The transcript has 2 exons. The coding region runs from base 148 to 1113 and encodes 321 amino acids. The record is from RefSeq and is a predicted model, not a curated record. Lineage: Eukaryota; Viridiplantae; Streptophyta; Magnoliopsida; Lamiales; Oleaceae.